AUGGCGUCAUCAGCAAAGUCGUCCUUCGUGAAGGGCACCCAUCGAUUUCUGCUGAUGAUGGACCUGUUCUUCCUGCUCAUCUUUGUGGUCAUUGUCAUCUUCUUUGUCAUCCUGUUCGCAGACUGCUGGGCAUCCCGACCCAACAACAACAAGCAACAACAACAAGCAACAACAACAACAAGCAAUGACGACAAUGGCAUCGCCCGCGCCACUGCUGGUGCUGCUGAUCGGCUUGGCUGUGGCCCUUUCAACGCCGAAUGGAACAACCGCAACCAAUGCAACCAACAUGACAAAACGUCGAUGCCUGUGAAUGUGACAACAACAUCGAUGCCUGUCAACGUGACGACAACGUCGAUGCCAGUUAACGUGACAACAACAUCGAUGCCAGUUAACGUGACAACAACAUCGAUGCCAGUUAACGUGACAACAACAUCGAUGCCUGUGAAUGUGACAACAACAUCGAUGCCCGCUAAUGUGACAACAACGUCGAUGCCUGUCAACGUGACGACAACGUCGAUGCCAGUUAACGUGACAACAACAUCGAUGCCUGUCAACAUGACCACCACCACCACCAUGCCCGCUAAUGCGACGGCAGCGAACACAACCACCACCACCACCACCACCACGACUUCAACAACCACGACGACAACAACUACCACGUCAAAUGAGACCUCCACCGCAACAGCCCCCGCAACGAAUGCAACAACGACAGUUUCGCCAGCCUCCACAAGCGCUGCAACCACAACGACUUCAACAACAACGACCACGACAACAACAACGACCACAACAACCACGACCACGACCACAACAACUACCACGUCAAAUGAGACCUCCACCACAGCAGCCCCCGCAACAAACGCAACAACACCAAUCCCGCCAGCCUCCACAACCACAACAACCACGACCACAACAACGACCACGACCACGACCACAGCAACGACAGAAACGUCAACAGCAUCCACGAGCUCCACGGCAACGGCGACGAAAGCCAUGUACACCUUCUUGGUCAAGCUGAAGGUUGCCGUGUCCUCGUCCACGCUGAGCACGAUGGAAGUGCUCGCACUAAUCCGCCAAGUUGCAUCGCAGUACCUGAAGAUCAGCGAGGAUGAUGUGGAGGCCGCUGUUGUCAUGGCGUCUGGCGGGUCCCCGCAUCGCCGGCGUGAGCCUGCCUCCACCACACCUGCCCCAGCCAAGCCUGCCCACGAGUACAUUGUGUUCCUGCAUGUGACGGUGGAGCAAGACCUGUGGGAGGCGGCAAACGAAACCCUCAACGACUACAUUACAAGCGGCGAUUUUGCCCGCGACCUCCAACGCUCUGAUGAAGGCAUUGAGUCUGCGACGGUGGCUGUUGCCUCGCGGGUGCAGCCGCAGGAUCCAGCCUCAACGUCGGGCGUGUACGCGUGGCAGAUUGCCCUUGCCAUCGUCGGCGUCAUCACCCUCAUCGCUAUUGUUGCGCUGUGGCGGCGGCGGUCGCGGCGCGGAUACCACACGGCGCAGACAACAGAGGCGCUCUUUGACAACCCGCUGUACUACUCGGAGAACGACGACGACGAGGAAGACGUGUAUGCAGCCUGGGGCGCCUCCCGCGCAUGAGGUGGUGGUGGUGAUGAUGGUCCUCCUGGUGUGAUGGUGAUGAUGGUGAUGUGGUGGUGAUGGUGAUUACAUCACAUCGCAUCACGUCAUGUCACAUCACGUGUUAUUCUUCCUCUCCUGUGAGUUGGUGUUUGCUGUGAAUGUUAAUGUGUGUAUGUGCGAGUGGUUUGGGACGUGUGCUGAUGCUGAUGACACGCGUUUGCUGUUUCAUGGUGGCACUUCACAUUACUACUGUGUUUUCAUUUCAUAUAAACGAGCCAUCCUACACAUGGAGGGAAUGCCAAGA
Messenger RNA from Salpingoeca rosetta, 1879 nucleotides. RefSeq lists its product as uncharacterized. Bases 1 to 1593 code for a protein of 530 amino acids. The transcript is spliced from 5 exons. NCBI's taxonomy places the organism in Eukaryota, Choanoflagellata, Craspedida, Salpingoecidae. The record is from RefSeq and is a predicted model, not a curated record.